CAUUGUUCGAUCUAAAUCCUUUUGCUCAGUAAAGAUUUUUGAUCGUUUCUGCGUGUUUGCUGCAGCAGAAAUUCGUUAUGAGAAGCAAGUUUAAGAUAUUGGUCGGUGACUUUGUCACAUUUAGGUGACGCAAUUUUGAUCACCAUUUGCCAGAAUUCGCUGGUGUUACUAUUGGUUAGAAUAAGUAUCUUCGUCUUGUACUAUGUGCACUACAUCUGGUGUGCCUAUAGGGCCACGCAACUAAGCUAGUUAAUAAGCAUUUUGAGUUUAGCUCAAUCCUUCUGAUCAAUAUUAUCUCCGACCAAAUUUCGGAUGAAUUUGUAAUUUUUUUCAUGAGCCGACUCACAUCGUCUCAUGAAAAAAAUUUUCUGUUGUGGCAAUGCUGUGUAACAUAUAAGAUUAUACUUGGUUUAUUUUGUCUUCAAUAAACCAAUUCGGAUAAAUAACAUGUCAUCAAACAAAAUAAUUGUCACCGAAUGAGAAAAACUUCGAAGGAUUUCGCUCCGUGUAUACAAAAAGUGUGAACCGACCUGAAGAAAACUGAAACCGUACUGUUGUCAUCCGCAAGAAAACUGGGCAAGGAAGAAAAAGCAUCAAGAAAACACCAGCACCGGCUCAACUUCACGCACUUCCGUGGGAUUGUCAUUCGACAAAAGAAAAAGUGCGGGAUAGAUGCAGUGUGCCUCGUUGUCGCGAUUUCGGAAACCAAAGCCCCUGAAUCUACCUAAACGGGAAACGCACCAAAUAGAGAGAAGAACUCGUCCUAACGACUCCUUCUCUGCCUUUUCUUCUCGUGUCAGGAGCGGAGGAAGAAAGCCGAGAACGGCUGUUUGCCGAAUCGUGCUGCUGUUCCGUGACGAAAACAACCUGCGAAGGUUUCCCAAGCCGUUGGAAAGACGGUCACAAAGAGUUUGGCUACUUUGGGAACCCGCAGAGUUGGAGACGAAAGCACGGAAAAUAACCAACAAACGAGCACCCGGAGAAGAGGAAAAGUGCCAAGUAAUCCCGGCAACUGAACCGGCAAACGGAAGGGAAAAAGUUCCCGAGAGCCCCUUCACAAAAGGGGCUCUCUUUUUCCCCUUCUUUUCUUCCUCUUUUUCUCCCAGGAGUUGGUCAACGGUGUGCGAGCGGACAACAGUACGCGUGCGGAAACAAGCGGGAACCGAAGAGCAUCAGAAAGCAGUUCGACAGUGGUCGAUGGUCAUCAAGGAAUCGCAGGACUUCCGGAGAAGCCGGAAUUCAUCGCUACAAGGUACCAGACGGAGAUUCGACAGUGGUCGAGGAGUUCGAGGGAACCGGAAACAGAUUCCGGAAGAAUCCGGAUUGCACGGAGGAGAAUUUCACCAGAAAAGUGCUCGACAGUGGUCGAGAGUAUCAGAGGAACGGUUCGUGGUUUUCCGGAACAAUCCGGGUAGAAGCUGCACGGAAUCGAAGCCGACGGCUGCCGGUGGAGAACGAUUCGGCCUUGACGCAGGCCAGAGAAUCGUCGUCGACCGAAGAAGGCAAUCUACCGCAACCGCAAGUAUGCUGUCAGGACAUCCAAAUGCGAAUUGUUGCUGCGUUCGCCACCCGAGCGAUUUCUGCGAUUUCUGGGUCAACGAUGACCGACCAAUUGAUCGUCAUUCUUGGGACGAAUCGAGUCCGGAACAUCCAGUGAAAUGCACGUAAGUCAGCUGUUUAUUCAUUGCUUUCACACACCAUAAAUAAUCAGAUGAAUGAGCCUGAGGGCAAAAUAAAAAGGAUGGCUUGACCAUCAAUAAUUUGUUUGAGAAAUGUAAUGACAUGUUUAAAUUUAUUGCUUUUGCUUAGAACAACCUGAGCUAGCCUGGCAAAGAGGAAGAAACAAUUCUCUUCUUCUUUUCCUUAAGCCAA
Molecule: messenger RNA, 1872 nt
Organism: Uranotaenia lowii
Lineage: Eukaryota; Metazoa; Arthropoda; Insecta; Diptera; Culicidae
Exons: 2
Coding region: 673-1668 (331 amino acids)
Source: RefSeq, a predicted model, not a curated record